UCCAAACAUCCUGAGCGCUCUACUCUGUCCCCCUCCCCCCAAUCCCACCGCUCCAGUCUCUAUGGCCUAAGACCAGGUCAGCUCUCCAGCGCACUCCGGCGCAGACAUGGCUCCCAUCCAGGUGCAGGCCCCCGGCGAGCCACUCGACCUCGCUAAAUGCUUCAGAGGAGAGGAGCAGCUCAUAUCUUGGGAUGUCGCGUAUACAGCCCUCUGCGACCCGAAAACUGCCUCCAGAAGCGCGGCACUGCGCUCCUUCCUGACCCCCGAUUCGAGCCUAGAGAUCCUCAGCAGGCCAUGGCGGCCGUUUGGUGCCCCCUCCCCGCAGGAAAAGGCCAGGCUCGAGACUGCCACGGCCCCCAUCAACGUGACCUCUGCUGCGAAUGCGCACUACAACAUUGAGGAGAUCAAGGCCGACAGCGCGUGGCUCUCGCAACAGGCCCACAUCUCCGAGUAUGCUGCCUUGCGGCUGACCAUGCUCGAAUGGCAGAGCCGCCCGGCCGCCCAGCUUCUAAGCGGGCUGACCGAAGAGGAGGCAUUAAGUGUCCAAGAAGCUGCUGGUAUAUCCAACCUGGGCGCGUCCACCUUCGUCACCAAUUCAUCUAUCCUCACCGCCCCGUCGGGCUUCGCCCUGCAGGCCGAUACUCAAUUCAACUCUCCCGAGCACCGAAAGCUGCGACUGAUAGAUGUGUAUCACUCGGAACGCGCAUCCGUUCUCCGCGUCAGCCAGCUGCUCAUCUGCUGGGGCGCAGCGAAGGACUUGCGCCAGGCAUAUGGCCGUGAAUAUCGCGUGUGCGAUGACUGGCUGGAGCAGCUGGGCCAGGCUGUUGCUUCACGGCAACAGCGGCCAAGCCAGAGUUCUCCGGGAGCUAGCUUCUUGAGCCAGUGUAUCCGCACAGUGAACGCAAUCUCAGACGGCUUGGUGGAUUUGAGCGGCUUUACUUGGAAUGUUCCAGAUUCUAUCCUCCAAGCUGCAGCAGAAAAAUGGGUAACUGCUCAAAUCUCCGAGGCCAUUCAGAUUCUUCAUAUAGCGCUUGCUCAUGCCGAUCUUUUCCACAAGAAAUUCGUGCCUGCCGCUAUUGUCGAAGAAUGGUUCACCUCCAUGUCGGAUCGUGACUUCUUCGUGAAUUACGCGGCCCAAUACCCCAGCUUGCAGCCUCUUGUAUCCGUACUCCAUUUGCUCACAUCUCUCCUAUCCCUAGCUAUUCUAAAGGUGCAAGUUGUCCUCGAUGAUCUGGACAAGGGAGACUAUGCCUCUUGGGAUCGGUCGUCCUACGUCUUGAAUGGCGCUAUUGUUGAGACCAUCACAAUGGUUUUUGGCCAUGCCAAACGACUCGGACCCAGUCCCGCAACCCCACCAGCUUUCUCUUGGGCUAUCAUCGCAUGGAGGCUCACUGCGCAAGCCAGCGCCAUUGAGCAGCAACGCGACAUAGAAGAUGGGUCAGGGGGUUCAGCGAAUACUGUUAGCCCUCUGGAAGAAGCUGUGCUCUCUCUAGCGAGGCUUGAGAGUAACGAGCUGUUCAACAAAAGGAUACCCUUUCAAGACCUCGCGGAAAUCUGCUCAGAGCACCAUGUUCUCGAGCUGGCCACCCAAAUGAUCAGUCUCGGAAUGUCAGUGUUCGGAACUGACGUCGACCGUAUCUCAAGAGACAGAUUUCGCUUCCUCCUUUUGCAGCUCGUUCGUGCAGGGCUGGCCAGCGAGAUCGUGGCUUAUAGUCCUGAGCUCAUUCUAUCUGCCCACGCUAUCCUCUCAGGAGAGAAGACAUUUCGGAGAUGGGUUGAUCACAAUACUCCUCAUCCUGCUGAUCCCCUCAUUGCCUAUUUUCUAGCGGACAAAGCUGUUCUACGUCCAAUUCUUUUGGACGAAGCUCGACUCCGUUACCCAUAUGAGACAAUACCACUUCUCAAAUUCUGCAGUGCUCUAACCAGAGGAGAGAAGUCAAUACACGACGGGGUGCCAACAGCCGCAAGCUUGCUCAUUAAUGCUAAUACCCUCAUGCAACGCUUACCUGACAACUUCAGCGGGUACAGUUCAAUUCGCGAAGAGGAAAAUGCAAAUUUCGUGGCAUUAAGGGAAGAACUUCCCCAAUUCUCUCCAAAACCGACCUCAAAUUUCCGUGGCCCACAACGAAGGCUGUUGAUGUCCGCUGCUGCCAACAAUCCAUUGGAAGCCAUGGUCAUCCCUCCAGGCACAGAAGGCAACAUUGUUGAUGACAGGGCGUCACCAUUCGUUGCUGUCUGGCAUUAUCCCCACUCAGCACUCGAAUACCUCGUCCGGUUACUCUCUACGUACAUGGUCGGGAACAACCAAGUCGAAUUUGCCACACGAGCACCAAUCUCUCUCGAAAACGCAACAGAGAUAGUCGGGUUCUUUGCUGACCUACUUCAUUCCUCCCUUCGAUCCUCUGCAGGAAGCGAUGGCGACGUAGUCUGCUCGGCCGAGCUAUUGAGCGCUUUGGACAUUGGUGUUGACCGCACCCAAGACACCGUUAGCAUUGUCCUUUCUAUUUUCGAAGAGGUGCUCCUCCGUCAGUGCGAACAGCGGGGGAAUGAGGAGUCACUAGAGCUUCUUGUGAAUUGCAUCCACUUUCUUAACGCAUUGGUCAUAAUAACUCCCAACCGUGUGUGGCCAUGGUUAGCUAGGAGCCGCUUGCUGGAUACAGACGGAAAUGGAGGCAGCCUCGCAAGUGUCCUCAUUGGCACUGAGAUGGUUAUUGGUCGCUAUGACUUCCUCAUUGGAUGUAUUCACCUAUUCCAUGCACUCGUCCGGGAUGCUGUCACACGAUCGGUCACCCGCAAAACCUCUGGUAGCAAAGCCCUCACGCGUUUGAAUGCUGGACCUACACCCGACAGUGGUACAUCCGACAAGAUCAUGAGCAACAUGUUGCUUAUAUUUGGAAGAAUGCUUGCAGGUGUAUAUGAAGGCUCACUCAGUUGGAAGUAUUUUCGAGUUGAAGACCGCCUCGAGAUAAAUAUCGGCAUCUGCGGCGCCUUCAAAACCGUUCUAGAAUAUGCUUACGGUGUAGACGACGCACCGAAACUUUCUUCCAAGCUCACUGGACUCAUUGCUCCAAUUGCAGAAUACAUUGCGCAGCUUUUCCUCUCAAAUUCGGAGAACGACAUGCCAACAAAUCCAAUUCUAGCCUCGCUACUAUCCGGCACGAAUUUAGAAAAUGGCUCGAUUUUGACUCACACAGCAGCACUCUGGAAGCAGCAAACCCAAACGACGCUUUCAUUCUCUGAUCUCCUCGUACGAGUCGCUAUGCUAUUGAACAAACCCUGGACGCACCUAGAACAACAACUUUUCAAAGCCACACCACUGUUGGCUAGGCUGUAUGCUACAAGCGAUGCAUACAAAUCUCCAGUCGUUCUACUGCUCAACAGCCUUGUUCGUGGUGCCAUGCGGGUUGCCGACGAAACAAUCAAAGGAGAAGGUGGUGAGAAGAAGAAAGAUAAGAUGGAGCCGCCCUCUCUUCUCGGCCAUCUGGGCCCGAAGACUGCAAAAAACUUCCUCAGCAUCCUUUCUGGGUUAGAUGAGCCAUUGGGAAUCGUGGACAUCCAGACGAAUGUUUGGAACUUACUUACCGCCGUCGUUACAUGUAAGCAGCAGUGGCUUGCUCUGUACUUGCUAACCGGCAAUACACCACGCGAGUCUAUUCGGAGCAAUGCUACCACUAGUCCAGGGCACUUCAGAAACAAAGCCCUUCUCAACCGUGCACUCGAAGCCUUAUCUAGGCUAGAUCUAGAUCGACCCACUAGGCCUUGGCCGCUGUUCACUGCGAUGCUCGAAUUUGUCUCCGCAGCCCAAAAUAGUUGGUCGUGGGCUAUGGGUGACCUACGUCAGCACAAAGACUUCAUUAAGCACCUUCUUGCGUUCUUCAAGUGGAUGGCAACCCAGCCAAAGGACGUCAAGACAGAUCAAGGCGUUGUAGAUCGCUCAUAUCAAAACAAAUUCGCUGCCCUGGCGAGUGGAAUUCUAGCUAUGUAUAUUCAUAGUUCACGCCAACUCGGAGAUGUAACUCCUUUGAAAGAUAUCGUCCCCGAUUUGACCUAUCUCCAAGAGAAUGCGCUUGCACUACCCUCGUACAACGCUUCUCUUCAGACCAACCUCAAGAAAAACAUCGAAGGGAAGAUUCAAGGGAUCUCACUAUCUAACUUUAAGCGGACGACACUAUACCCGGAGCCAUUUGGACCAAGCUUCUUCUACAAUAUUGAGCUGGCUGACAAACUUCUCGGAUUCGAUGUUAAUUGGACUGGACGGCGGCCAGGUCAAGGGUUUUCCGCCGAGGUUGUGAGAGCGAACCUGAAUCUUGGCCUCGUCGAAUCACAAGUCCAGCUUCUUCACAGCUGGAAAAUUCUGGCGCUAGAGUUGAGCAGCGUUAUGACAAAGGACGACCGUCUCGAAAAACUUAUCAUUAGAGUGGUUGAGGACUGUAUGAAGGCAAAUGCUCAAUCGACGCUUCCAGAAGCAUUAUUCGGCGAGCUCAUGCUCAUUCGUGCAGACUUGUCCUUCGUACUUCUACAGCGGAUGGUGAUAGCAAGGGUCACAGCUCAGGAAGCCAAGCGAUUGCUUCCCAGCAUAUGGAAUACCGUUCGUGCGUCAACGACCGAUAUCGAAACCGUUUUCUCCAGCGAGCAAGUCAACUACUAUCGUACUAUGCUCCGAACUCUCUACCUCGCCCUCCAAUUCUAUCUUCUCGACCCAUCCGCAUCCGCCCAAGACCAACUAUUCCGUUCCAGCUUCCGGGCGUCGAUGCCUGAGAAGGGCAUGACGCUGCAGGAGGCCCCCAUCGCGAAUCAGCUACUGGAAAUACUGUCUGAUGUAGUCGCAAAAGGAUUUCGCAGCCUGGCUAAUCAACUCCAUUCCGAACCCGACAGCAUCUCACCCACCGACUUCGCUCUUCUAACUGCCAUCCUCCAAACCAUUCUCUGCAUACCAGAAAUGAAGAAUUGGCAAGCUCAGGCAGCGUUGUUAUUCUCCAACAGCAAUACAAUCCGCUAUGCCACAAGCCUCUUCUCCUGGUCAGAUAGACUUACAAUUCGAAACAACGGGGUCGAAGAUCCAAUCUAUGGCGAGCUCAGUCUUCUCUUUAUCCUAUCCCUCUCUAGUAUGCAAGUAUUAGCAGAGAACAUGGCAGUGGAAGGCAUCUUGUCCCAACUCAACACCGCAAAUCUCAUGAGCUACUUUCGUCGCCAAGGCGGAAUGGGACCCUUUGACUCGCCCAAUCGAAUGUACUCUAUCUGGACGAAAGGCAUACUACCUCUCUGUCUCAACCUCCUAGAUAGUGUUGGCCCGCCCAUCUCCGGCGAGAUUUCUGCCUUUCUAAACCAGUUCCCGGAGCAGCUCGUCCGAGCUUCCAAUACACUCAGCACCCGAACUGCCACUAAAAUCACCCUUUCUGUUGCUUCCGAGACACACUCUCUUGCUCUCAUAGCUGGCAUUCUUGAAAGCAACAGAGACCAAGGACCUCGCUUAGGUAUUCAGGCUGGCGACAUCCCAGUCCUAGACUGGGAUAGAGAGAAUGUGAAGGAAGAUAUUGAGAGCUGGAUGGCGAGAAAGGGUGCGUUAAGAGAGAAAAUCGUGGUUGUGGACGAGACUGAGGCGGCGUUAUUUGAUAGGAAGUUGGCGGGGGGGGAGGCGGAGAAUAUGCUGGAGGAGCGGAUUUUGAGGGAAUUGGAUGCAGCGGGUGACUGCUUGGGGCUGGGGAGGGGGAAUGGAUCGUAG
Messenger RNA from Lindgomyces ingoldianus, 5722 nucleotides. RefSeq lists its product as uncharacterized. Lineage: Eukaryota; Fungi; Ascomycota; Dothideomycetes; Pleosporales; Lindgomycetaceae. Gene Ontology annotation, biological process: protein import into nucleus; RNA export from nucleus. Gene Ontology annotation, cellular component: nuclear pore inner ring. Bases 107 to 5722 code for a protein of 1871 amino acids. Gene Ontology annotation, molecular function: structural constituent of nuclear pore. The transcript has 3 exons. The record is from RefSeq and is a predicted model, not a curated record.